Molecule: messenger RNA, 2549 nt
Organism: Myxocyprinus asiaticus (Chinese sucker)
Lineage: Eukaryota; Metazoa; Chordata; Actinopteri; Cypriniformes; Catostomidae
Product: secreted frizzled-related protein 3-like
Exons: 7
Coding region: 469-1431 (320 amino acids)
Biological process (GO): canonical Wnt signaling pathway; non-canonical Wnt signaling pathway
Cellular component (GO): cytoplasm
Molecular function (GO): Wnt-protein binding
Source: RefSeq, a predicted model, not a curated record
CGUGUGUUUGAGAGCGCAACAGGAGACGGGAGUGAUGUAUGAGGAGGAGGUGGGCUGGGGACAUAAAGCAGCGUGUCCCGGGUCCACAGCCCACCUCCACCUCCUUAUUCUCUUCCUCCUCCUUCACUUCGCCGCCUCAAGCUGCUUUCUUUCAGCCGGAGGAGAGAACACUUCCAACGCGCUUCUGGAGCGAGGAACCCAACGACUCCUUUUGUGCGUCACCAUUUCCAUGAGAUACCCUCUUCCUUCGCUUUCCUCCUCAUUUUUAUAGAGCAUUUUAAAAGAUGCGUUCUUUUUCUUCGAGUGUAUGACGCAAGACUUCGGUAUGGUGAAACUGUUUUGAGGAACUUUCUUGGCACCGGCGGGGACCACUGAGGUUUUGCGCGCAAGAGUAGAUCUCCAAAUGAAUUAUAAAUAGUUUGUUUAUCGCAUACUGCUCUCAGAUUUGUGCAUUUAUACCAAACGGAGAUGUUUUCUUACGAGUUCUUUAUCUACGUCUUGGCCAUCGCCUGUCUCUUGGAGAUCCCCAGGGGCAGCAAGGCGGCGUCCUGCGAGCCCAUCCGCAUCCCCAUGUGCCAGUCCAUGCCGUGGAACAUGACCAAGAUGCCCAACCACCUCCAUCACAGCACGCAGGCCAACGCCGUGCUCGCCAUCGAGCAGUUCGAGGGGCUCCUGGGCACCCAGUGCAGCCCAGACCUGUUGUUCUUUCUCUGCGCCAUGUAUGCGCCCAUCUGCACCAUCGACUUCCAGCACGACCCCAUCAAGCCGUGCAAGUCUGUAUGCGAGCGGGCCAAGUGCGGCUGCGAACCGGUCAUGAAGAGGUACAACCAUACGUGGCCGGAAAGCCUGGCCUGCGAGGAGCUGCCCGUGUAUGACCGAGGAGUGUGCAUCUCACCUGAGGCUAUAGUCAAGGCGGAGGGGCCAGAUAAUCCUUACCAUCAGGACCCUUCCAAAUGUAACCCUGAGGGAAAUCCAGACUUCCCAAUGGAUUCACACAAUGGCAACUGCAAAGAAGCUAUUGAUCGAUGCAAAUGCAAGUCUGUGAGACUUGGUCAAAAGACAUACUUAAAGAACAAUUACAAUUACGUCAUCCGGGCAAAGGUGAAAGAGAUAAAGACUCGGAAUCAUGAUCUGAGCGCCAUUGUCGAGGUCAAGGACGUUCUGAAGUCUUCUCUGGUCAACAUCCCUCGAGACAUCGUCACCCUUUAUUACAACUCUGGCUGUCCAUGUCCUCCCCUGGCAGCCAAUGAGGAAUACAUUAUCAUGGGUUAUGAGAAUGAGGAACGGUCCAGACUGUUGCUCAUUGAUGGAUCGAUUGCACAGAACUGGAAGGACAAAUUGGGACGCAAAGUGAAGCGUUGGGACCAGCUUUUGCGCAAACAGACCAGAGCAAACUCAGGCAGGAGCAACACGAGACGGAGUCGCCACUAAUUUUCCUCCCAAAAAAAUCACACACAGACAAACCAAAGGACGAGAGGAGGUUCAUAAAACUGAAAAAUUGCACUAGUGUACUUUUUUUUUUUAGGCUGAGACUGUUUUUUUAAUUGUUGCUUUUUAUAUUUGCCUAAAACAUGUUGCCUUUGCACAAACAAAAUGUUCAUUUGACAUUGCUUUGUAUACUUGUUUGGGAAGGGUGUCGAACAUCGGGCAGUGUUUGCCGAUGAAAAUGGGAAUGUAUGGGGAAGGGAUAUUUUUCUAGCGCCGUUGAGGUGGAGAACCUCAAAAAUGCCAGCAUGCUUUGACAUGUUGCAAUGCUCCAUUAAGCUCUGUGCAUACAAUGGACACAAAACACUCAUCACAAGCUGAAGCUGCGCUGAAUUUUCCCUUUCGGAGGAUUAAACAUUCUUCAGAGAAAGAACAAUGCAGUGUGGGGAAGAGAAUCCUUUGGCAAAAAUCUCAGAGACAUCGAGAUCCAAGACUAGGAGCGUAACAUUAUCGUGGAUGACGAAAUUAAGCUGUUGGGCUUGCUGAAUGAUGUUCAUUAGAAGAAAAAAUUACAUUUUACAUGAUAUUUCUGUAGUUCUCUCUUAUAUUUAGAUGUGCAUUAGAUAUGCUUGAUCCUAAAUGUCAUUCCUAUAGGAAGAAGUUGCAUAUAAACCCAUGCAAUGUUGAAUUAUUGAAACAGCUAUUAUUGUAAAAACACAUUUUCAGUGGGUCUGGUUUCACAUACUGUACACAACUCACUAAAAAAUCUAACUUGAGUCCAUUAUACAGUCUAAUACUCCAUUUACAGCCCUUAUUAAACACUUCUGACUGGUGACAUGACCAUGUUAUGUUUUUAUGCAUUGUUAAUGACAUCAAUUUCGCAAAUGGACAUUUUGUCCAUUUGCAGUCACAGGCAGUCACAGGCACAAAAACACUAAGUAUGUCUGACUAAGUACAGGCACUUUAUACAUUUAUAGUUAACUCUUUGGUGUUUGGGGUGUCUGAAUGCAAAUGUAUCACCCACCGUCAUUUAAAUGAGAUUGUAUGACAAUCAAGUUUGUACUAGUUCUUUAAAUUGCUCAGUUCCAAUAACCUUUUUUAUACAACCUAGUCUCAUAGAAUCA